Messenger RNA from Trypanosoma brucei brucei TREU927, 822 nucleotides. RefSeq lists its product as hypothetical. The transcript has a single exon. NCBI's taxonomy places the organism in Eukaryota, Euglenozoa, Kinetoplastea, Trypanosomatida, Trypanosomatidae. Bases 1 to 822 code for a protein of 273 amino acids. The record is from RefSeq and is a predicted model, not a curated record.
AUGCGUAGUCGGUACAUGCGCAAAGGAAAUGAGAGCGUGACAGUUGCCGUGUCGUCCUUCACUCGAGAGGAUGCGUUUUUUUUAAGUUGUAUGCGUUCACUGGGAAUUGGUGUUGCUCCAUAUCUUCGUUGCCGCUCUUUUCCUCAAGACGGUUUUCCUCUGAAACUUUUUUCUACUCUCGCUGAGACUCCAGAAAAUCGUAUUGUGGCCGCUGUCCCGUGCACAACUGUUUGGACGGUAGAUGACGUUCAUGAUGAUGAUGUUGAGGGGCUCAUGCCACCAUUGCAGUCCUGUCAGGAAGCCUGUUCAUCACCACAUGUUUCUAAACACUUUGAUUUGUUAUAUCUCUCCUUGUAUUUUGCAAUUCAGGCAUGUCGCACAACUUCAACUUCCUCGUGGUCGCAUUGGCAGCGUCAGUUAAGUCCACCCGCCACAUUUAAAAGUGAUGUGGAAGAUGCUGCCGCCACGUUCCUGCAAAUUCUUUCCGAAAACAGUAUUGUGCCUCCCAUGGAGUUAAUGCUAAAUAUGUGUCGGUACACACAAACUCAUUCAUGUCGCUUGACAAAAGACCGAAUGAAGUUGAACUUAAAAGAAGGGCCGGUGCUUGCUGUCAUGCCUUUAGUGGAUUUGAUGAUUUCCCAAAAUGUGGCUGAGGGAAAUGUUGCAUUGCGGCGGUGUGAUGCCCGGCAACUUCGUUCUCUCAUGAGGUCAAAUCCUUUAAAAUGUGCGAAACAACAUCUUUCGGUUUGUGACGAUGAUGCGGCGUAUUGGCUAUUGGAAACAGUUGUAGCCGUAAAGGAAUAUAUUCCACUUAAUUUAUGA